This is a messenger RNA of Cornus florida, 345 nucleotides long. Its product is annotated as octanoyltransferase LIP2p, chloroplastic-like. The transcript is spliced from 2 exons. The record is from RefSeq and is a predicted model, not a curated record. The coding region runs from base 1 to 345 and encodes 114 amino acids. Gene Ontology annotation, cellular component: mitochondrion. NCBI's taxonomy places the organism in Eukaryota, Viridiplantae, Streptophyta, Magnoliopsida, Cornales, Cornaceae. Gene Ontology annotation, biological process: protein lipoylation.
AUGGAUAUUAAAAUCAAAGAAAUUGUGCCCUUGAGAGCUGAUGGGCAUAAAACAAAUUUGUCCAAAAAGACUGAUGGGUGUGCGUGUUUUGAUCUGUACAAAGAGGUAGUUCCAUAUGGAGAAGCAUGGUGUUGUCAAAAGUCCAUUAUCAAAGAGAGGAAGGCAUUGAUUGAAAGGAAAGAAGAUUGGUCUGACACUUUGAUCAUUCUACAACACCAACCUGUUUAUACAUUGGGUACUGGCAGUUCAGAAGAGUUCUUGAAUUUUGACAUAAAGGAUCCACCUUUCGAUGUGUAUCGAACCGAGCAUGACGGGGAAGUUACAUAUCAUGGACCAGGCAGGUAA